AUGGAAAACAUUGAAGUUCUGAAACGCAUAUUAGCUAUGAUCAAAUUUUUAGGAAAACAAGCAUUGCCAUACAGAGGACAUCGUGAUGAAUCAGGUGUUUACCUUGAAAACCAGAACAUUGAUCGCGAUCUGGUCCAAAAUAUUCUGCCGGUCAAAAACUUGAGCGGACUACUACAGUCAACAGUGACAUUUUUUUCGGAAUCAUGUAAGAGAAUGAACAUCUGGGCAGAAGUUGCUUCAGAGAAGACGGUUGGAUCGGCGAAACUGAAAAGUUUGCAGAAGAUUGGAGAAAACCGUUGGUGGGCUAAACACGCGGCCCCUGAACAUACUUUCAGAAGUUUUGACUUACCACAGCCUGUCUUGCUUCGGAUUGUUGAAUCUCUCAAAUUUGAUGCGAAAGUUACUUUUGAGGCUAAUUCACUUUUUCAUAAAUGGCGUAUCUUUGACACUAACUUAACAGGUUUCUUGUUAUUGCGGGUGUACAGUACCCUGAGAUCGGCCUCUGAAUAUCUGCAAACUGAAGGCUUAGAUUAUCUUAGUACCUGGAAUAUGGUAGAAAAAGUGAAAGAGGUUUUAAAACAUCUGGACUUCGAAAACAUCAUGAAAACAACAAGAAAUUUCAUUGAGGCAGCGAAUCAAAUGUUCGAUGAUGAUGAUGAGGAAACUGAUUUUGCAAUAGAAGGUGAAUUCAGGAAGUUGAGAACAUCAAGAAAGAGACGAAUGUCUGGUGAACUCCAGAGGGAUGAUUCCCUGGAUGAAAGAUUGGAUGAUCCAGUGGAUCGCUACAGUGUGGAAGUAUUUCGUCGAGUGAUCGACCAAAUUACGACAAGUAUUGUUGAGCGUUUUUCUAACAACCGUGAACUUGUAACUGACACAGCAUGUUUUGAUCCACAUCGUUUCCAAGAACUCAAAGAAAAUGGAUUGCCACCAGAAGCGCUGAAAAACAUAUGCAAUCGUCUUGGUUUGGACAAGCAGGAACUGAGCAAUGAAUUGCAGUCUUUCAUCCUAAACUUCGACAGCCUUUCGAAAACUCUGAAUGAAGAGUUUGCAACAACCAGACACCUAGAAUCAGAACAGACACUUCAAACUCACUUUGAUGUAAUUUCAGGUUCACGUUGCACUUCUGAAAAGUCAUGUAGGAAGUGCCUGCUUUGCUGUUUCCGUAUCCUAUUUGAGUAUUCUUUACACGCAUCUGCAUACUCGAAUUUGUUCUUAGCUUACAAAUAUCUUUUGACCCUGUCGUUUACACAAGUCAGUUGCGAACGCGCAUUCAGUAAGUUGAAAAUUGUAAAAACUCGAUUACGCUCUUCGCUAUUAACUGAGCUACUUGAAACUUUUAUGCUGAUGAGCAUCGAAAAAGAUUUACUUUCUGAAAUUUCUGUGGAUGAUAUUAUUCCUUUUUCUUGUGAAAAAAUCGACACAGUUUUGUAG
Messenger RNA from Limulus polyphemus (Atlantic horseshoe crab), 1431 nucleotides. RefSeq lists its product as uncharacterized. Gene Ontology annotation, molecular function: protein dimerization activity. The transcript is spliced from 2 exons. The record is from RefSeq and is a predicted model, not a curated record. Lineage: Eukaryota; Metazoa; Arthropoda; Merostomata; Xiphosura; Limulidae. Bases 1 to 1431 code for a protein of 476 amino acids.